GCAGGCGCAGAGGACGCGUGUCGCGGGGCUGGUGGGAGGCACGCUGUUCGCGGAUCUCCGUGCGGGUCUGGGGCGCAGAGCCGAGUCGCGGCUGCGUCGGCGUCAUGUCAGACAAUGAGGACAAUUUUGACGGCGAUGACUUUGAUGACGUGGAAGAGGAUGAAGGGCUAGAUGACUUGGAGAACGCCGAGGAGGAGGGCCAGGAGAAUGUGGAGAUCCUCCCCUCUGGAGAGCGACCGCAGGCCAACCAGAAACGAAUCACUACACCGUACAUGACCAAGUACGAGCGAGCGCGCGUGCUGGGCACGCGAGCCCUCCAGAUCGCGAUGUGCGCACCUGUGAUGGUCGAGCUGGAGGGGGAGACAGAUCCCUUGCUCAUCGCCAUGAAAGAGCUCAAGGCCCGAAAGAUCCCCAUCAUCAUUCGGCGCUACCUGCCAGACGGGAGCUAUGAAGACUGGGGGGUAGACGAGCUCAUCAUCACCGACUGAGCUGCAAUCACUUCCCGCCGGUGCCUCAUCCCCACUUCUAGUCUCACGUUCUUUAUACCUGUAAAUAAUAAACUGUUCAGCCUUUCCA
Messenger RNA from Rhinolophus ferrumequinum (greater horseshoe bat), 576 nucleotides. It is a transcript of the gene POLR2F, whose product is annotated as RNA polymerase II, I and III subunit F. Bases 105 to 488 code for a protein of 127 amino acids. Gene Ontology annotation, molecular function: DNA binding; DNA-directed RNA polymerase activity. Gene Ontology annotation, biological process: DNA-templated transcription. The transcript is spliced from 5 exons. The record is from RefSeq and is a predicted model, not a curated record. Lineage: Eukaryota; Metazoa; Chordata; Mammalia; Chiroptera; Rhinolophidae. Gene Ontology annotation, cellular component: RNA polymerase II, core complex; nucleus; RNA polymerase I complex.